Lotus japonicus is the source of this 1582-nucleotide messenger RNA. Its product is annotated as transcription factor RF2b-like. The record is from RefSeq and is a predicted model, not a curated record. Gene Ontology annotation, biological process: regulation of DNA-templated transcription. The coding region runs from base 97 to 1209 and encodes 370 amino acids. The transcript is spliced from 4 exons. NCBI's taxonomy places the organism in Eukaryota, Viridiplantae, Streptophyta, Magnoliopsida, Fabales, Fabaceae. Gene Ontology annotation, cellular component: nucleus. Gene Ontology annotation, molecular function: DNA-binding transcription factor activity.
GCAACGUGAGGAAGAAGAAAGGUGAGAGAAGGAGGGAGGGAGAGAGAGAUUGUGCGUGUUUUCGUGAGAGACAAUCGUCACACAGAAGAGAGGAGAAUGGCCACAAAGAUCCAAGAUCCACAUUCAAACCCCAAUGCCACGACGGCGAACCCCUCCUCCACCUUAUUCAUCCGCGGCGGCGCCGGCGACUCGCAUUCCCACCACCGCCGGUCCCACUCGGAGGUCAAUUACAGGCUUCCGGACGACAUGAUGGGCCUCUCUCCGCCGGAUCCGUUGAACGGCGGAUCCUCAACGGCGAGCCUAGAGGAGAUCGGAUCCGAGGACGACCUGUUCUCCACCUACAUUGACGUCGAGAAGCUUGGAGGAGCCACGGACGGGUCGGGUCGAGGCGGAAAUGGAUCGGAUCAGAGCGGUUACUGCAACGGCGUUGCCGGUACGAGCGGUCACAACGACGGAGAGAAGAGUCCGAGCGCCGCCGUGCAGAGGCCGAGGCAUAGGCAUAGUAGCUCCGUUGACUGUUCCACGUCGACGAGCAUGUUUGGGGAGAUCAUGGAGGCGAAGAAGGCCAUGCCUCCUGAUAAGCUCGCCGAGCUAUGGGCCAUUGAUCCAAAACGUGCCAAGAGAAUACUUGCCAAUCGGCAAUCUGCUGCACGUUCCAAAGAGAGAAAGGCCCGCUAUAUGCAAGAACUUGAGCGCAAAGUUCAGACCCUUCAGACUGAAGCCACAACUCUUUCUGCUCAAUUGACACUGUACCAGAGGGACACAUCUGGUCUGAGUACUGAAAAUACCGAGCUUAAGCUCCGGCUGCAGGCGAUGGAGCAACAGGCACAGCUUCGUGACGCUCUUAAUGACGCCUUGAUGAAGGAAGUUGAGAGGCUUAAGGUUGCUACAGGGGAGGCGAUGAACCCCUCUGAGUUGAAUCUGGGAAUGCACCAGAUGCAAUUUGCAGGGUCAAAUUUCUUUUCAAUGCCGCCACAUUCAGGUCCUUCUGGUCAUCAUCAGAACUUACAGUUUCCUCCAUUUGGUCACUCCCCGUCUAGUGCGCCAACCCAUCAGAUGCAACAAACAAAUUCUCAUCAAAUCUCAGACAUGUUGCAAAAUGACCAGCUUGGUCGUUUUCAGGGACUUGACAUUAGUAGCAAAGGAUCAACGCUGGUGAAGUCUGAAGGCCCCUCAAUAUCUGCAAGUGAGAGUAGCACAACAUUUUGAAAUUGACCUAAACUCCUUGACCUGCUGACUUAUUUAUGGCAUUCCCUUCUCUUCAAUUGUCUAUAUUGUUGACAUCUAGUCAUCUCAAGAAGGUGCUCUUUCAUUAUAAAUUCCAUUUAGAUUAAGAAUUAAUUCUAAAUUGUUUAUUUUUAGGGAUGCUCCCCAGAAAAGGGAAGCACCCUUGAGGGUUUUGUCACAAAAGUUCAUGCAAUCAAUCAUCUUGAAGCAUGGCAUUUUGUGUUUGUGGGUUUUAGAAUAUUGGGAAUGAAAGGUCAUUCUCAUUGUAUCAUUUACUAUAUAUAUGUACAACAGUGAUUGGUUGUUAUGUACUUGUGUUCCAUUUCAAGGAUAUGUAAGAUGAAUUAUCACCCAA